This is a messenger RNA of Pocillopora verrucosa, 2853 nucleotides long. Its product is annotated as coiled-coil domain-containing protein 81. Gene Ontology annotation, cellular component: centrosome. NCBI's taxonomy places the organism in Eukaryota, Metazoa, Cnidaria, Anthozoa, Scleractinia, Pocilloporidae. The record is from RefSeq and is a predicted model, not a curated record.
CACUUAUCGACUCGCGUUUGUUCUCUGUAAAGCAGAUGUUUUGAGAUAAAAACUUGUCACUAUUGAGUAAAACCUCAGCACGUGGAGCCGAAAUGGCUGAGGUAAUGUAUGGCCUGGUCUCUGAGGCCAGAAAGAAUCGAUAUUCAGCAAUACCGAAGCUGACAGAAGAAGAUAUUGUUAAUGUGUGGGACAAUGUGUCAAGAUUCAUCGAGAAACAAAUGGCUCUUCAAAAGGGUGUAUGUGUGCCAGGCCUCGGUAUCUUCACCUACUCGCAAAAAAAGCUGGACGUUGGAAAUAAUAAAUACAUUCAGAUCCAGAGACCAGUUUUCAUGUUGUCCGAGAAGUUUGCGAUGACUCACGCUCUUAAUUACACCAAACAUCACACCACCGGUCAAAUUCCAGUGGUACAGCUUAAUUUUGCUGCUCUUUCAAAUGAGACACCAUUUAACAGAGACACUGUGGAAAGCUGUGUAAAGGAAGUCCUUCAGGCUCUGAGUAGAUCUGUACAGGCAAAAAGGAAUGUAGAGUUCCAUUUUUCAGGGAUUGGGCGGCUUUCAAUAAGAGAUUCCAAAGUGAAAAUGAAGUUCUACAAAGAAUUCCUAAGGAGCAUGGAUGGUUCUGGUAGUCUAGUUCAUGCGCUGUCCAAUAGACCAGGAACAGCAGAUUCUGUUUUGUCAGAGCCUGUUAGUCCACGGCCACAUACCAGCAACACUCUAGUUCUACCAAGGAUUACCCCAGGGGAUAGUGGGAGCCCAGGAAAAAGCACUGGCAAAGAAGGAAUGCCCACCAUAACGGAACAGGAUGAAGAGGAUAAUGGGCAGGGUGAAGGUGUCAGGGAAGAGGUCACCACCCCUGAUAAAGAAAGGCCCCAGGAACAGGUAGAGGAAGGGUCCAUACUAGUUGUGGAUCCACAAUUAGGAGAGCAAGAACAACCCACAGAAGAGGAAGCUGUUCCAAAAAGUGCAUCAAGGCUCUCCCCUCCCACUGGGCCACGUACUCCUCUUCAAACUGCCAAAGCCUCUGGGGUGAUUUACAGUGUCCCUGAAGCGAACUUGACACCACCCACUCCCCCGCCCAGGAGCCCAUCUAAGACGACUCCACCCAGAGGCAUCAGAGGAGCUACUGUUCACAAGAAUAGAAGAAGUCUUGCACAGGAGGUAACCAAACGUGAGCAAUCCCCUGCUGAGUAUGGAAGAGAGUUUCUGCAGUCUCCUGUCUCUCCAUCUAGAUUGAGGUGUAUUCACAAUGAAAGAGCAGGACAGGAAUUGUGCUACCUCUGCCAUCAACGUUCUCAGAAAAAUAUACCUGUUUACUUUGCGGAGGAGCGGCGUCAACGAGAACUUGAAGAAGAUCGCCUCCUACAACAAUAUCAACGGCAGAAGGACUCAGAGGCCAUUCUUAAAGAGCAGGGAAAGAACCUAGAAAACCGCCAUUAUAACCAGAAGGUGGCUGCCUUUAAUCUUGGAGUAUCUGAGGCAAUCAAGGAGAAACUCAGCACAAGACCAACAGAAUUUUCUAGGUCCUACUUGUUCCAGAACAGACCCCUUACCCCUCCCCGGUACAUAAAACAGGAUGAGUACGGUAGAGAACUGGGUGGUCAGGUGCUCACAAAACAGGAAAAGCUAAGUAAACUGAAGAAGGAGCAGGAAUUUCUUGAAAGACUGGAGCAAGUACAGCUGGCAGAGGAUUUGGCUUUACAACGAGAGCAGUACUUGAGGGACAAGAAAAUGGGCAGUGACGCCUACCGCAAGGCGCUAGAUGCACAGGUGCGCUAUAAACCCCUUCCCAUCCCUGCUCUGGAACCAGACUCAAAGGCGCCUAUAUUCGGAGUGCUCGAUGCUACUGAUGAGAAAUUGUUGGAGAGAAAGACACGAGCACAUCAACUUUAUCAAGAGCAGCUCGAGAUGGUGGCGCAGAGGAAGAGGGAUGCUAUUCUAAAGGAUCUGCGGAAUCAGAAAGAGGAAUCAGACAUGCUUGAAAGAACUCGCAGGGAUAUGAUUUUGGACCGCGCCUUUCGCCAUCAAGAGCGUGUAGACGUUCGCCGUUCACUGGAAGAUUCCUGGGCAGCAAGUGUGUGUCGGAAAAAAGAUCAAGAACAUGAAGAACGCCGCCGUGCACAGAGUCCUGGCAUGCUAAUACACGAACAGUGCGAUAAAUAUCACCGGUGCAAACAGUGUGGCAGGCGACCCCAGAACUGCGGUGAAUCGAACGUGUGGAGCGAAUCACGAUACAUACCUGGAUCAAGGCUCAUAGUUUAGAGCGUCUCUAUAGGAUGAAUUUCUUGAACAAUUUUCACUGAUUAAACUACAGACUGGAAAACACGAAAACAAAUACGAACACUUCGCCUUAACCUUGCUGGAAAUGUGUGGAAUUAUUUAUUUAUUAUUGUAAUAUUAUUUGUACAAUUGUGAAGAUACGAUUGUGACGAAAAGAUCGGACUCAAAUCUUUUGAAUUGAAGGCGAAGAAAAGACAGGACGAUUACUUGCGCUUACAGAUCAAAAUUCCUUCUAUCUUGAUCGUUUUUAAUUUCUUUUUGUCUAAAAUGUUUUUUUUUAGAGGGAGCACGUGUGAUGUACAUUUUAAUAUCUCUACCGUUUAUACAAUGAAAACUUUACAAGGAGGUAACUUGUCGAUGUCAGAGUGAAUGUUAGCACAACAGUUUCCAAGGCACUAGCACGCUCCACUUCCAGAUAGCACCAACGACGUAGUAUUAUCUCGAAUAACUCGUGGAUCAAGGAAAGUCACCCAAGCACUAUUCUAGUUUAAUUCUUCAGUAACGUACUUCACACCGUGUGAUGGCAAGCAUGUUCAGCUUAUUAGCUCUGCUUGGAUACAAUUUUGAAUACCGUCAA